AUGUUCAAAAACGACAAGAGGAUGUGCUCUGCGGUGGGGAUUAUUCGACUUUUCUUUUUUUGCACUUCUGCUUUUUCUUUUUUCCUUUUUUUCCUUUUUUUUUUUUUAAUUUAUGCAAGGGGUGUGAUGAAUGCGUGGUUUUAUGCGACUCAAGCGAAGUGCGAGGUGGUGUUUGAGAUGAAACUCGCACUUUACGAAGAAGCCUGCGCUUUCCUGGAAUCGAGUUGCCAUCAUGAUGCUGGCGAUGACGGCGACGGUGGUAUUAGUGGAGACGGGGCGGAGGCCGCCGAGUUGCUCCCACAGCUGCUGCUUAUGGAGAAGAUGCGACUCGAAGGGCCACUCAAACCCCCCAAGAGAACGGGCUUCUUGGACACGAUUGAAGAGCAGUUAAACGCCGUAUAUAAUGGGCUGGAGGAGGGAUACAAUCUGAAUGCCGAGGAUACACGGGUCUUUGGACACGCGGUGUUCCCCCCACAUGUGGUGACUGGCACCGAUGUGUCGGAUUCAGGCACGGGUUCCAGCGUUGGGCCGCAGCUCUACGGGGAACUCACUUCAAAGGGAGUUCGUCAGCUCCACCGUGCCGUGCUGCAGUGCCUUGAGCGAGGUGGCAUUGUUGCCCAGAGUGAAGAAGUAAAAGUGGAGGAGCAGGGAACACAAGGCCCGCACCAACCGACUCGUCAUGCUGUCGUGGGGGUUGAUGUUGGGAGUGGGACGGGGAAAUUGUUGUUUGAGUGGUCCUUGUUGGCUCAGCGAGAUGCGAUGCUGCCGGCUCAUUGGGCACAUGUGGGUGUGGAGUUGGCGCCCUCACGAAUGCAAAUUGCCCGCCGCGCCAUGCGUGGAAGCGCGUCGCUCGUGUAUUCUCCCACAAGGCAGCGGUGGCGCGUGAAGCUGCCGUGCGGAGGUGCGGGUCAGCAGAGGGAGGAUGAGGAUGUGAAAGUUGUGUUGUGCGAGGCCGAUGUCUUCACUCCCGGGCUUCUUUCCAACGAAACAUUUGUUCCUCUUGCAGACGGCGGGACAGAAAAUGAUGCUGCACCGGGUGAUUUCAACAAGAAGUUGUCUUCUCAUCUUGUGGUGUUCUGUUGCGGCUUGGGGUUUGCAGAGCCUGCCGUUUGUGAGCUAUGUGCCUCGCUGGAGCGUAUGUGGCAGAAACCACACAUGGCGUCAUCAGCAUGGCAGUCUUUGACUUGUGUCUUCCUGCUCCGUGCCUUUACUGGGCUACGAUCAUUUCCUCUCUUUAGGUUGUGCACGGAGACGACGGGGCCUCAUGACGCGAGUGUUGGCUUCAUUUCCACCAUAAACCUGAACACAACAUGGAUGGAUGAGGCUCCUGCCUGGCUGCUGUCGUUUCGUCGUGUGUGUGACAAGUAG
Trypanosoma cruzi is the source of this 1368-nucleotide messenger RNA. RefSeq lists its product as uncharacterized. The coding region runs from base 1 to 1368 and encodes 455 amino acids. The transcript has a single exon. The record is from RefSeq and is a predicted model, not a curated record. NCBI's taxonomy places the organism in Eukaryota, Euglenozoa, Kinetoplastea, Trypanosomatida, Trypanosomatidae.